Prunus armeniaca (apricot) is the source of this 567-nucleotide messenger RNA. The record is from the annotation of a GenBank genome assembly. Lineage: Eukaryota; Viridiplantae; Streptophyta; Magnoliopsida; Rosales; Rosaceae.
AUGGCUGAUCAACGCCAGAACCCACCGAGUGAUCUCCACAACCAGAACCCACCCUCAACCCCAAACCCCACCCCAACCCCAUCCAAGCCUAAGGCCAAAAUUCUUGACAAAAGGCCGUGCAACAUGUGCCACAAGUCUCUAAAAGGAAAAGAAAGGCUGAAAAAGCAUCAAAAGGAUGUCCAUGGCAAGGUGGCCAAGUUCAAAUGCGGUGCUGGACCUGAUCGGGCCUAUGCCCAAAGGGAAAGGACAGACCACUCAUGCGGUCGUUGCUGUAGAUUAUUUCACCAAGUGGGCAGAAGUAGAACCAUUGACAACCAUUACAGCAACAAAGGUGCAGAGCUUCAUAUGGAAAAUAUUUUCUGUAUUUUCGACAUUCCUCACACCAUUAUCACGGACAACGGAAAGCAAUUCGACUGCAAUAAAUUCGGUGACUUUUGUUUGGACCUCAAGAAAAUGGCCAGGGGGUCUGGUCGGAACUCUUACCAUAAGUUUUAUGGGCUUACCAUUGCAUCGAGCGCAGCUCAACAGAUGAGACCCCCUAUUCACUCGCAUUCGGAGCCAAGGUAG